Molecule: messenger RNA, 990 nt
Organism: Emiliania huxleyi CCMP1516
Lineage: Eukaryota; Haptophyta; Isochrysidales; Noelaerhabdaceae
Exons: 2
Coding region: 1-990 (329 amino acids)
Cellular component (GO): mitochondrial matrix
Molecular function (GO): protein binding
Source: RefSeq, a predicted model, not a curated record
AUGCUCCGCUACCUCGCCUCCAGCCGCUGGCACGCGACGCUCGCCGACCGGGCCGUGCUAUCGCUCACGGGCGCCGACAGCCGCAAGCUGCUGCAGGGGCUGACGACGGCCAACGCCGACGAGCUCGCCGCCGGCACGCCGCUCUACACGGGCUUCCUCAAUGCGCAGGGCCGCGUGCUCGCCACCGGCUUCCUGCUGCCGGCGUCGGAGGAUGGUGUGGUCAUCGACACGCACGUCGGCUCGGCGCCGCUCCUCCUCAAGCACCUGAAGCGCUACAAGCUCCGCUCAAAGGUGGCCAUCGCUGACCGGUCAGCGGAGCUCGCCGUCGUCGCCGCGUGUGGCACCGCCGUGCCGCUCGAGCCCGCCGACGGCGUCGCGCUACCGGGCGACGGCGGCGCGUGGCGCGACCCGCGGCUCCGCUGCCUCGGCUGGCGCGGCGUGGCGCCGCGUGCGGACGGAGGCGACGCCCAGCCGCCUGCAGAGCUGCUUGGCGGGGCAGGGGGCGGGGAGGGGUCCUCCGAGGCGGCGCCGGCGGCGCUGCACGCGCUCUGCGAGGCGAUUCUCGGCGUGGGCGACGGGCCCGCCUACUUGCCACCCACUGAGGCGCUGCCGCUCGAGAGCAACCUUGAGGUGCUCGGCGGCGUCGCGUUUGACAAGGGCUGCUACCUGGGGCAGGAGCUGACGGCGAGGACGCAGUCGCGAGGCGUGACGCGCAAGCGGAUGGCGCCGCUCAGGGCACUCGCGGCGGCGCUUCCGGUGGAGGCGUGGCUGGAGGCGCAGCCGGGCGGAGGCACGCCCGAGGGGGCGGGCAGCGCGCUGCAGGACGCGGCGGGCAAGCCGGCGGGCAAGUUGCGCCUCUUCGACAGCGCGCUCGGCCUCGGCGCCGCGCUCUGCCGCCUCGAGGCGAUGGGCGGAGGCGUGCUCACCGCAGAGGAGGCGGGCGAGGUCGUCCCGCUGCGGCCGUCGUGGUGGCCGGCCGGCGUGCACUAG